AUGGAGUUUUCACCUCUGCGUUGUGUAACCUUGUCCCUUACUAUGAUCACUCAUGUUCUCAUACUUUUUUCCCUGAACCUAUUUGGGUUGGAGUCUGCCACUGCAGCGACGACCUCCGGAAAUGACACUGAUUGGCUUGCAUUGCUCGAGUUCAAAAAACAAAUAACUGAUGAUCCUCUAGGAGUCCUGAGCUCAUGGAAUGGUUCCGUCCAUCUCUGUGACUGGCACGGAGUAACAUGUGGUCGACGACGACGACAAAGGAUCAUCGGUUUGAACUUGGAGGGGAAGAAGCUGGUGGGAACCUUGUCACCCCACAUAGGCAACCUCUCCUUACUUAGCUUUAUCAAUCUCCAAAACAACAGCUUCCAUGGAAGUAUCCCCCAAGAAGUUAGCCGGUUGUCUAUGUUACGUGAUAUCCUUCUGAACAACAACUCCUUUGGAGGUGAGAUCCCGCACAACCUCUCUCACUGCUCCAAUCUCAAACACCUCACUUUACACUACAAUAGAAUAGAAGGGAAAAUUCCUGUUGAACUUGGCUCUUUAACCCACCUUGUGAACCUAUCUCUGGGUAGCAACAACUUAACAGGAGGAAUACCAUAUUCCAUUGGGAACCUUACAUCUCUCGAGCAUCUUUCAUUUGAAGGAAACAGUUUGGGGGGUAACAUUCCAAAUAUCUUCAACCAAAUGAAAAGACUAAAACAUUUGGAGUUUGAGCUGAAUGAUUUUUUCGGUAUCAUACCUCCCUCAGUUUACAAUCUUUCAUCUCUCACGUUGAUAGCUCUGACUGGUAAUAAACUAAAUGGUAGUCUUAGACCCAACAUUGGCCUUGCUUUUCCUAAUCUCCAAUUCUUAUGGGUUGGAGACAACCAAUUUAGUGGACCCAUUCCGUUUUCCUUGUCCAAUGCAUCAGGGCUCAUUGAGAUUGACAUCCCUGGCAACAACUUUACUGGACCUGUGCCCAUGGAUUUGGGUAGCAUACAGACCUUGCAGUGGCUUGGUCUAGGAGAGAAUCCUAUCGGAAGAGGAGAAGCUGAUGAUUUGAAUUUUAUCACAUCCUUGAUCAAUUGUAGCGAUCUAUGGACAUUGUCUCUUUAUGACUGCAAUUUUGGAGGUAUGUUACCCAGCUCCAUAGCCAACCUCUCAACCCAACUCAUACAGCUAUCAUUUACAGGAAAUCAGAUAAUUGGUGGCAUCCCUAUAGGAAUCGAGAACCUUGUCAAAUUAAUUUCUCUGGAAAUGGACAACAACCUCUUGACGGGUAGCAUUCCAGAUUCCAUUGGAAGGCUUUCAAAGUUACAGUUGUUAUCACUGAGUGGAAAUAGAUUAACAGGACAGAUCCCACCCUCCCUGGGCAAUAUGACUCAAUUGGUAUAUCUGGAUUUGUAUAAUAAUAACUUAAGAGGAAGGAUACCUCCAAGUCUUGUUAAUUGUCAAGGACUACAAGAAGUGUACCUUUCUCAUAACAAACUCAAUGGCACCAUACCCAAAGAAGUAAUUGGUCUUUCAUCCCUCUCUAUUAUCCUUGAUGUUUCUCAUAACUCAUUAACUGGUUCUCUUCCACUGGAAGUUGGAAGCUUGAAAAAUCUUGGUCAUUUGGAUGUUUCUUAUAACAGGAUGACAGGCGAAAUUCCAAGCACGCUCGGAAACUGCUUAAGCUUGGAACACCUUUAUAUGCAGGGUAAUUUCUUCCAAGGAACCAUUCCAUCAUCUUUGAGCAAUUUGAAAGCUAUUCAAGAUUUAGAUCUUUCAAAUAACAAUUUGUCUGGUUCAAUUCCUAAGUCUCUCGGAGGGUUGCCGCUUCUGCAGUACUUAAAUUUAUCCUUCAACAGCUUUGAAGGGGAGGUACCUGUUGUAGGAGUCUUUCUAAAUGUAACAGCUGUUUCAGUUGACGGAAACAGAGGACUUUGUGGGGGUAUACCAGAAUUGAAGCUGCAACCAUGCCCCAUGGAGGAGUCCAUGAAAAAGGGAAAGUCUCUUACUUUCAAGCUAGUAACAGCAAUAGUUAGUGUGAUUCUGGGCUUAACCCUGAUUCUGGCACUUUUCUUUGUGUGCUGGAGAAGAAAGCCAAAGGGGAUAUCCUCUUCUGAACCUCUAGUUGAGGAAUGUUCCACCCCUCCAUUUGGGGAAUGGUACUUAAAGGUAUCUUAUAGAGAUCUAUUUAAAGCAACUGAAGGGUUCUCUUCAGGAAAUUUGAUUGGUUCAGGAGGUUAUGGGACUGUUUACAAAGGAAUUCUCCACAAUAAUACUAUUGCAGUGAAGGUACUUAACACUCAACAACGAGGAGCUUCCAAGAGCUUCAUGACUGAAUGCGAAGCUGUGAGAAACAUCCGUCAUCGCAAUCUCAUUAAGAUCAUAACUGCCUGUUCAAGCAUGGAUUUGAAUGGUAAUGAUUUCAAAGCUCUAGUAUUUGAGUUUAUGCCAAAUGGGAGUCUGGAGGAGUGGUUGCAUCCAGGAGAAGAGAAAAAUAGUCAAUCUAGAAAAUUAAAUUUUCUAGUAAGACUAAAUAUUGCAAUUGAUGUCGCUUCUGCAUUGCAUUAUCUUCAUUACCAGUGUGAAGCACCGAUUGUUCAUUGUGAUUUGAAGUCAAGCAAUGUUCUUCUUGACAAUGAUAUGACUGCUUGUGUGAGUGAUUUUGGCAUGUCAAGGCUUCUUUCAAAUUCCACAAAAAAAUUAACUCAGAAACAGUUCAGCUCGUUUGCAAUAAAGGGAACUAUUGGGUAUGCUGCACCAGAGUAUGGCAUGGGUGCCGAGGUUUCAACUCAUGGGGAUGUUUAUAGCUAUGGUAUACUGUUGUUAGAGAUGUUCACGGGAAAAAGACCCACUGCUGAAAUAUUUAAAGAUGGUCUGAACCUUCAUAACUACUGUAAAAUGGCUUUGUCAGAGCGAGUGAUGGAGAUUGCAGACCCAUUACUUCUAUUAUAUGGGGAAGAAAUUGAGCAAAAUGGGGAAAAAGAGACAGCCACUAACAAUGAAUAUUUGAGCGGAUCGGGACACAAAAUGCAGGAAUGCUUGAUUUUUGUAAUUCGAAUAGGAGUUGCUUGUUCUGCAGAGUUGCCAAGAGAAAGAAUGGACAUGAAUGAAGUUACAAGGGAAAUGAAUUCGAUUAGAAACACUUUUCUUGGUGCUAGAUAUUAAAGAGACAUGGAAAAAGAUGAACUACGCCCCAACUUAGAUUUCACUGCUGUUAUGAAGGAAAGCCUUUAAGAAUCGGAGUAGUGCAGAAACUGAAACUUGGUCCAGCAUAUGGGCAGCUGCAAGGGAGAAUGUUGGCAACCCUGAAGUUUAGUCUGUUGGUCAGUGUUUCUUCUAGAUCAUGUGAAUAAUAUUAUAUCUAGAAGCGCCAGGGGUAGACCAAAAAGUA
Messenger RNA from Nelumbo nucifera (sacred lotus), 3361 nucleotides. Its product is annotated as putative receptor-like protein kinase At3g47110. Gene Ontology annotation, molecular function: protein binding; ATP binding; protein kinase activity. Lineage: Eukaryota; Viridiplantae; Streptophyta; Magnoliopsida; Proteales; Nelumbonaceae. The record is from RefSeq and is a predicted model, not a curated record. Gene Ontology annotation, biological process: protein phosphorylation.